Molecule: messenger RNA, 1365 nt
Organism: Scomber scombrus (Atlantic mackerel)
Lineage: Eukaryota; Metazoa; Chordata; Actinopteri; Scombriformes; Scombridae
Product: retinoic acid receptor beta-like
Exons: 8
Coding region: 1-1365 (454 amino acids)
Biological process (GO): retinoic acid receptor signaling pathway; regulation of transcription by RNA polymerase II; cellular response to corticotropin-releasing hormone stimulus
Cellular component (GO): nucleus; transcription regulator complex
Molecular function (GO): nuclear receptor activity; RNA polymerase II cis-regulatory region sequence-specific DNA binding; nuclear glucocorticoid receptor binding
Source: RefSeq, a predicted model, not a curated record
AUGUUUGACUAUAUGGAAUUUCAAGCUUUUGGUCCCGGAGAAAUCCUGGAUCUGUAUGUGUCCAGCCCUGCAGUGUGCAUGCUACAGGAGCAGGAACGGGAACAGGAGCAGCAGGAUUUGGCUGCAUACUUCCCAGAGCUGAUCGAGACGGACUGGCAAACUCACCGCUGUGCACAAUUGGGAAGCCAGAGCUCCAGCUCCAGCUCAGAUGACCUGUUCACCAGCCCCGCCUCCCCUCUGCCCCCUCCUCGCACUUACAAGCCCUGUUUCGUCUGUCAGGACAAAUCCUCCGGCUACCACUAUGGAGUCAGUGCCUGUGAGGGCUGCAAGGGCUUCUUCCGCCGCAGCGUGCAGAAAAACAUGGUGUACACCUGCCACCGGGACAGAAACUGUAUCAUCAACAAAAUCACCAGGAACCGCUGUCAGUACUGUCGGCUGCAGAGGUGCUUCGCCGUGGGAAUGUCAAAAGAGUCUGUGAGAAAUGACAGAAACAGGAGAAAAGGGAAAAAGGAAGCGGUGAAGAUGACGAUCAUGGAGACGUACGAGCUGACGGCGGAGCUCGGUCUCAUCGUGGAGAAGAUCUGCAGGGCCCACAGAGACACCUUCCCCUCCCUGUGCCAGCUGGGAAAAUACACCACAAACUCCAGCUCAGACCACAGGAUCCAGCUGGAUCUCGGCUUGUGGGAUAAGUUCAGCGAGCUCGCCACCAAGUGCAUCAUCAAGGUGGUGGAGUUUGCCAAGCGAGUGCCUGGUUUCACCGGCCUGACCAUCGCUGACCAGAUCACUCUGCUCAAAGCCGCCUGCCUGGACAUCCUGAUCUUGAGGAUUUGCACUCGCUACACUCCUGACCAGGACACCAUGACCUUCUCCGACGGGUUGACCCUGACCCGCACUCAGAUCCACAACGCCGGUUUUGGACCGCUGACAGAUCACGUUUUCACAUUUGCAGGGCAGCUGCUGCCACUGGAGAUGGACGACACAGAGAGCGGCCUGCUCAGCGCCAUCUGCCUCGUCUCUGGAGACCGUCAGGAUCUGGAGGAGCCGUCCAAGGUGGAGGUGCUGCAGGAGCCGCUGCUGGAGGCGCUGAAGAUCUACUCCCGCAAGCGACGGCCCAGCAUGCCCCUCAUGUUCCCCAAAGCCCUCAUGAAGAUCACUGACCUGCGCAGCAUCAGUGCUAAAGGAGCGGAGCGAGUGGUGACGCUAAAGAUGGAGAUCCCAGGCUCCAUGCCUCCUCUGAUCAAGGAGAUGCUGGAGGAUCUGCAGAACCUGGACAAAAACCAGAGGAAAGACUCGGAGGAGAGUCGAUCGGAGCAAAACGCCACCGUCUCCUCGCAGUACCUGAACUCCUCCGGCUUCUUGCUCUGA